AUGGGUUUGAAAUUGAAUAUUGCAACCCUAUUGGUUCUUUUAAUUUUCACAACAUCGGCGGCCAAUGCCCAACCGACUGUCUUUAAUGUUGUGAAAAAGUACGGAGGAAAGGUUAAUGAAGAUAUCACCUUGCCCUUGACAAAUGCUUGGAAGGAUGCAUGUGCAACGCAGGGCGGAAGUAAAGUUGUGGUACCAGCUGGGACAUACAGGUUGGGCCCAGUACAGUUAAACGGUCCAUGCAAAAGCCCAAUUGAGCUUAAAGUUAGAGGCACUUUACAGGCCCCAGGAGACCUUAGUUUCUUCAAGUGGGGCAGUUGGGUUAGUUUUUUACGUGUCGACCAAUUAACUUUAUCAGGCAAUGGAACUUUUGAUGGCCAAGGAAAAUCUGUUUGGGGUAAAUACGGCGGUGCCCUCCCAAUUAACAUAAGGUUUGACUUCAUCACCAAUUCAAUUAUUCGGGGCAUAACAUCGUUGGACAGCAAACAGUUCCAUUUGCAUGUUUUUGCAUGCAAAAAUGUUACCCUAUUGCACUUAAAUAUUAGAGCACCUGGAGAUAGCCCCAACACUGAUGGAAUCCACAUGGGACGAUCAACUAGAAUCCGUAUAAUAGAUUCCAAAAUCGGAACCGGCGAUGAUUGUAUCUCUCUUGGUGAUGGAAACCAAGAUAUACUUAUCCAGAAAGUAACCUGUGGACCUGGUCAUGGGAUCAGCAUAGGAAGUCUUGGUAGGUAUGAGAAUGAAGAACCUGUGGUUGGGGUCAAAGUUCUUGAUUGCAAACUAAGAAAUACGAUGAAUGGUGUAAGAAUCAAAACAUGGCCUGCUUCCCUUUCUGGCAUUGCCUCUGAUAUGCAUUUUGAGAACAUUUACAUGAAAAAUGUCAGCAAUCCCAUCAUCAUAGAUCAAGUGUAUUGCCCAUGGAAUCAAUGCAAAGCACAGAUUCCCUCGAAGAUUAAGAUCAGCAAGGUUAGCUUCAAGAACAUACGAGGCACCUCUCAAACUAAGGAGGCCGUCAAGCUUCUUUGUAGCAAAGCAAUACCAUGUGAGAAUGUGGAGAUUAGUGACAUAGACCUCGCAUACCAGGGAAGCGAUGGCCCUGCGACAUCUCAAUGUACUAAUGUUAAUCCUACUAUUUUGGGCAGACAGAAUCCUCCUGCUUGUACUUUGAAAUAA
Molecule: messenger RNA, 1170 nt
Organism: Carya illinoinensis
Lineage: Eukaryota; Viridiplantae; Streptophyta; Magnoliopsida; Fagales; Juglandaceae
Product: polygalacturonase-like
Exons: 4
Coding region: 1-1170 (389 amino acids)
Biological process (GO): carbohydrate metabolic process
Molecular function (GO): polygalacturonase activity
Source: RefSeq, a predicted model, not a curated record